Molecule: messenger RNA, 9638 nt
Organism: Wyeomyia smithii (pitcher-plant mosquito)
Lineage: Eukaryota; Metazoa; Arthropoda; Insecta; Diptera; Culicidae
Gene: Toll-6
Product: toll-like receptor 6
Exons: 4
Coding region: 2671-7065 (1464 amino acids)
Biological process (GO): signal transduction
Molecular function (GO): protein binding
Source: RefSeq, a predicted model, not a curated record
CAGUCGAUCUUUGAACCGUGGCAAGAAAAUAUGAUACGCAAGCAAAAAGCUUUCCGAUUGUUACCCUAACGGUGGACAAGAAAAAAGCGGUCCAUUUUCAGGCGAGGUUCGCGUAUGUGUGUGAGAAACAGAGAGACAGAGAGAGUGCGAGAGAGAGGGAGAAAGGUCAGCUCUCUAAACAGACACAGUUUUGAUGUGUGUGCUUUUAAACUUGCUUGCGGGAAAUGUUGCCCUGAUUUACGGAAAAUUAUCACCGUAACGCUAGCGAACAGUGUACACUGAAGCCCCCAUUUCAUUGAGAAUAAUUUCCGGUUGCAUGUUGUACGGUGAUUUAUCUCCGGCUCUGAUUCACGGCGAAACCGCUCUUCAGUAGAAGUGUUUGAUUUUCAAUCUCCCGGAAAAAGAUCCUUAUUCAAGUGCCGACCGGUUGCUGUGCCGUGGCCUGCCGUUUGCGGCCCCGAAGGGUAGCAAUUCGCUAAAGUGAAAAAGUUUAUCCUCCUGGUUUCGUUGAUUUCCUCGAGCUCGGGCAUGGCAUUGACCGGUAAGGGGUUAGGCAACGGGAGAAAAAUAAUGUGAUUAGCAGUGGUGCAACUUUUAGGCGAGCGUUUUAGAGCCUCAAGGUCAGUGGGUAGGAUUUCUGCCGAAGGUAAAAAUGCAAACAGUUUUUUCGGCAGUUUUCAACUUUGUUGCAUUGCGAAAAUAAAGGUUGUGAAGCAGUGGUAAACAUCCAUGAUAACAACAGUAUUAGAAACUUAGAUGAAUACCCACCGGAGUGGGUUUCCUCAGUUGGUUGGCACAGGUGUGCAAAGAAUGUAGAAACUGCCACAAGAAUCAAGCAGAAGAUGUUUUUCUUGCAGAAUUAAACUUUCGGAGUGGUGUUUGCACUUUUUUUUCGUCAACGUGAUUCGUGUGCAGAUAUAUUCCGCAUUUUGCGGGGUUGAUGUGCGUUGCUGUUGAGAUUCACGAUAUUCCUAAGAAAUACAUGCUCGAGUGUGACAGUGGAGACGGUGAUUAGAGUAGAUUUUUCUGAUGAAACCUUGAUCAAGUGAUGAAAACUGAAGUUAAUUGGUAGCCGAGUGUUGGAGUGAUUAUAAUGAAAAGUAGGUAAUAAGUUUAUGAAAAAGUGGAAAAAAAUUCAAUUAGAUCAAAUUAAUGUCGACACAGGGAAAUUGUCAACUUUCGUAGGAAGGAAUCUUAUAUAAUAUCUAGCAGCAACGGUGUCAUUUCCAACCAUUCCCAAAGGACUAUUGAUCAAUCAAACCGAUUUCUAUCAACGGUUGAUUAGACUGAAUAAGAUGGCCACAUCACAGAAGCGUAAUUAAAGCUGGCAGCAGACAAGGACCCCCAGCCAGGAGUAACACCAGCAGCAAGCAGUAACAGCAGCAGCAAGCAGUCACAGCCAGCAAGGAUUCAAUGCAGUAGAAAUACCCGAAACAAAACGGUGUCUUACUCUACUCGUUUCCUCACUCCCGGGCACGGUGGAGCGUUAAGGACAAGAAGUGAAAUAGAAAUAAACCAUAAGGAAGCACAGAACAGCCCGGUUGCAGGAUUAAACGUUUCUGGCGAAAAGUUGUACAACGAAACGACGAGAGCCACACUGCCGAGAGUAAAGUUUUUAAUUUGAAAUCGGCCGUGAGCUCGGAACGGAAAGCCUGUGGAAUGAAUCAAGAGACUGUGGCGAGCGGAGAAUUAAAAACCAGUGGGAAUUAGUGCCUAGAAGGAGAAUGAACGAAAAAAAAAAACUGCAGAACUAUAUCAGCAUAAAUGAAAAUUAAGUGUAGUUUGGCGGCGGUGAGACAGAAACCGUUCGAACUCGAAACAAUCAUAGUGGCAUAAUAAAGUGAAGUUCGGGUUCGGUUUUGUGGAGAGAAGUGAAAGAAGAGAAAAAAAAAACAAAUAAACACUAACACAGAUUCGCAUUAUUGGUUCUACGGGAAAACUCACCACCACACGCGCAGCAGUGUAGAGUUUUCAUUCCUUUCGCACAGUAUCCUGCGGUGUUCGGGUUUCGUUCGGGUUUGGUACUCUUCUCACUUCGGUUCCAGAGCGUGUUGGUACGAAUCGCUCGAGUCAUAUAUACAAGCGGGCUCCGGCGGUGAACAGUUUAGUACAACUUUAGACGCUCGUGAAGAAAGAUGUUCGCUGGUGCUUGUGCGCGGUUUACUGUGUGACGAGCGUGUAACCAAUCGGGAAGGAAAAAAACAGAACAGUGCAGCCUACUGCGGGCGUGUGCGAUUUUGUUUCGGCAAAUUACAGAUCCUGUUCGAAGCGAAAAAGAAGAUUGUGGGCUACCCAAGUACCGAAGCCAAACGUGUUGUGAGAAGAUUGAUUUUGUUUUGCUGCAAUCCGAUGGGAAUUCAAAACCCUAGAUAGAACUUGUGCCGUGGAAUAGCGCGCAAAAAAACAUGACGAAUUGGCGAAAAUGAAAUUUAACCAACCAAGAGUGUGAAUAGUUCGAGUAUAAUUUGUUACCGUACGACAGUUUGUGUUACGCGUAGUGUUCGACCGUAAAAGAGAAAUACUAUAUUUUCUAUCGACAAGUACCGGAAAUAUGAAAUAAAUAAAUAAUAAAUGCUGCAAGCAGCCGAUAAAAGCAAAAAAGUGAUUCAAAAUCAACUGCGACCCAUUUGUCCGGCCUGCCAACAACAGGGAAGAAAGUGACGCAAAAAAAUGAGUUUAAUUACGCGAAAGCUGGAGCUGGUGUCACUGCCGGCUUUGCUGCUGGUGCUGCUCGUAUCCGUUCAGGUUAACUAUAGUUUGCAGUAUGACUCAGCCGAGGCCCGCUACUAUCCGACCAGUCCGGUGGAGUCAAAUCUGCGGUACGACGCUCCGGAUGAUUGCAAGUAUCGCAUCACACCGGAAGACGAGGUGGAGCUGGUGUGCAAUCUGAGAACCGUGAAUAGUGAGUUUGAUAAUACGAACUUCAGUGUGAUACCAUCGGAGCAUACGGCUUCGCUGGCGGUGAUCUGCAAUGAAGCGAUAAUGGCAAGGAGUAAACUACAGGCGAGGUCGUUUGCCCAUCUGGUUCGGCUUAAGGCCCUCUCGCUGGAGUACUGCAAGAUUGCGAAGUUCGAAAACGACGUCCUGGUCGGGUUGAAUGACCUGCGGAACUUCACACUGCGAACACAUAAUAUCAACUGGCCGGAGCUGAAUCUGGAAAUUGAGCCAGAAGUUUUCGCCUCAACCAAGAGCUUAGAACAGUUGGAUUUAAGCAUGAAUAAUAUCUGGUCGCUGCCGGAUCAUUUGUUUUGUUCGCUGAGUGGACUGCGGUCGUUGAAUAUCAGCUCGAAUCGACUGCAGGAUGUCAAUGAUUUGGGAUUCCGAGAGAAGUCAGUGGUGAAGGAGGAAAAUGGAACCCAUAAUGCAAGCUCAGUUAGCUGCAAUCUUGACUUGGAAGAUUUGGAUGUUUCCAAAAAUCAUUUCGUUCUGCUGCCAGCGAGCGGUUUUGGCAUGCUGAAACGAUUGAAGCUGCUGAAAAUUCACGAUAACGAAAUUUCGAUGGUAGGCGAUAAGGCUCUGAAUGGGUUGAAAGAGUUGCAAAUCUUGGAUUUGAGUUCGAAUAAAAUCGUUGCCCUGCCAACCGAUCUGUUCAAGGAUCCGGCACAAUCGAUUCAGGAGAUUUAUCUGCAGAAUAAUUCGAUCAGCGUUCUGUCUCCGGGGCUGUUCUCGAAGUUGGAACAACUGCAAGCCUUGGACUUAUCGAUGAAUCAGCUGACCUCAGCAUGGGUCAACCGAGACACCUUCUCCGGUUUGAUUCGACUGGUGCUGCUGAAUCUAGCUAACAAUAAAAUCACCAAGCUGGAAUCGGAAAUAUUUUCCGAUCUGUACACGCUGCAAAUUCUAAAUCUUCGACAUAAUCAGCUGGAAAUUAUUGCUGCCGAUACGUUUUCCCCCAUGAACAACCUGCAUACGUUGCUGCUAUCCCACAACAAAGUGAAAUAUUUGGAUGCAUAUUCAUUGAAUGGCUUGUACGCUCUCUCGUUGCUAUCACUGGACAACAAUGUUUUAACCGGUGUCCAUCCGGAGGCUUUCCGCAACUGCAGCUCGCUGCAGGAUUUGAACCUAAAUGGAAAUGAAUUGACCCAGGUGCCGUUGGCACUGAAGGAUAUGCGACUGCUGAGAACCGUUGAUUUGGGCGAGAAUUCAAUCAGCGUUAUCGAAGAGCCCGGAUUUCGUGGAAUGAACAACCUAUACGGGCUGCGACUUAUAAGCAACAAUAUUGAAAACAUCACCCGAAAGGCGUUCAAAGACCUACCCAGUCUGCAGAUUCUGAAUUUGGCUCGCAAUAAGAUUCAGUUUAUCGAAAAAGGUGCUUUCGAGCCGGCUGUCAGUGUGCAGGCUAUCCGUUUGGACGGCAAUCUGCUGACUGAUAUCGACGGACUAUUUACGGCGAUGCCGAAUUUGGUGUGGCUGAACAUUUCCGAUAACAAGCUGGAGCAAUUUGAUUACUCGCAGAUUCCGACCCACUUGCAGUGGCUGGAUUUGCAUAAGAACGAGUUGACCGAGCUGGGAAACCGGUACGGAUUGGAUAAUCAGCUGUUUCUGCAGACGCUGGAUGCUAGCUUCAAUCGGUUGACGAAGGUGACACCGUCUUCGAUUCCGAACUCGAUUGAGUUUCUGUUUAUGAACGAUAAUCAGAUUGUGCAUGUGGAGCAGCACUGCUUUAUCCAUAAGACGAACCUAACGAGGGUAGAUUUGUACGCAAAUCAGCUGACCGGGUUGGAGAUUAAGGCACUGAGACUGCAGCCGGUGCCGGAGGACAAGCAGUUGCCGGAGUUUUACAUCGGUGGAAAUCCGUUCGUGUGCGAUUGCAACAUCGAUUGGUUGCAGAAGAUAAACCAUGUGACUUCCCGUCAGUAUCCGACGAUUAAUGACAUUGAGACGGUGUACUGCAAGCUAAUGUACAACCGGGAGCGAGCUUUCAUUCCGCUAAUCGAGGCAGAACCGAAGCAUUUUCUCUGCAGCUAUAACACGCACUGUUUCGCGCUCUGUCACUGUUGUGAGUUUGAUGCGUGCGAUUGUGAAAUGACGUGCCCGAACAACUGUCAGUGCUAUAAUGACAACACCUGGUCGACGAAUAUCGUCGAGUGCUCGGCUGCAGGAUACACGGACAUUCCGAAUAAUAUUCCAAUGGACACGACUGAGGUGUACAUCGAUGGGAACAACUUGGUGGAACUGUCCGGGCAUAGUUUUAUUGGGCGGAAAAAUCUUCGAGUGCUGUACGUGAAUCAUUCCAAUAUUGAGAUUAUUUACAACACGACGUUCAUUGGUUUGAGGAAGUUGACGAUUCUGCACUUGGAGUAUAAUAAUAUUCAGAAGCUGUAUGGAAACGAGUUCAGUGCGUUGGAGAAUUUACGUGAGCUCUAUCUGCAAGGGAAUAAGAUCUCGUACAUUGAGGAUCAUACGUUUGCUGAGCUGCGAAAGUUGGAAGUGCUGCGGUUGGAUGGGAAUAGGAUCAACAGUUUUGAAGUUUGGCAGCUGGCCUCGAAUCCUUACCUGGUGGAGAUUGCGUUGGCCAACAAUAUGUGGACUUGUGAUUGCGGUUUCUUGAACAAGCUAAGAAUUUACCUGCAGUCGAAUACGGAGAAGAUCAUCGAUGCUAAUGAGAUCAGCUGUGUUUAUAAUAAUUUGACGAGUAUUCUGAAGGAGAAAAAUGGAACCAAGUGUACUUUCCGCGGAGAGGGAAUGAGUUCGAUUGUGCAUACGCAGGAGAUUGAGGAUAUGCUUCCGCUGCUGUUGGUGGCUACAUGUGCGUUUGUUGGCUUCUUCGGGCUGAUUUUUGGAAUGUUCUGCUACCGUAAGGAGCUGAAGGUGUGGGCCCACAGCAGCUGCUUCGGAUCAUUGUGCUACAAGUCCGGUACUUUCGUGAAUGAGUUCGACAAGGAUAGACUGUACGACGCGUACAUCAUCAACUCACUACAGGAUGAACAUUUCGUUAAUCAAAUCCUGGCGUCGACACUGGAAAACGAAAUCGGAUUCCGACUGUGCUUGCACUACAGAGAUUUCAACAUCAACACCUACAUUGCCGAUACGAUCGUGGAAGCGGUGGAGAGUUCCAAACGUGCCAUUUUAGUGCUAUCAAAGAAUUUCCUGUACAACGAGUGGACUCGGUUUGAGUUCAAAGGAGCGAUCCACGAAGUGCUGAAGCGUAGAAGGAAACUGAUCAUCAUCCUGUACGGUGAUCUUCCACAGCGUGAUCUGGACGCUGAUAUGCGUUUGUAUCUCCGGACGAACACCUGCAUCGAAUGGGAUGACAAAAAGUUCUGGCAGAAACUUCGAAUCGCGCUACCACAUGUGAAGAAGAGCAACUGCUUGAGCAAACGCUCGGCGAUCAAUAUCUACGCUACGGCCAAUGAGUACAACACUGCUGGGCGAUCGCGAAUUGCUGGGGCGGGAACACUGCCGGCUCCAGGUCCUGCGAGGCUCGAAAGCCACAGCUACGCUACCAUAGGAGGCAACUGCCCGAGAAACUGUGAUAAUUAUGAUACGGUUAGUAAUUGUAAAUAUAACACAACGCAGCAUGAAAGGCGGCUGAACGACUUCAGCCGGAAGGUGACGGCGGAGAGACAACACGAGUAUGCGGUUCCUUCCAACUGUCUGCUGGAUACGACACACGAAACGUACAACACCAGCUGCGAGCGGAUCGCUGGGGAAACGUUCGAGUGUACCUCCAGCAGCAAAUAUUCCACGUCGUCGCGGGGUUCGAGUGAGUGUUCACACUCGAUCACACCGACCCAUGGUUACGGUGGACAUUCGGGUCCGUCACUGGCGAACGGUGGCCCGCCGAAUAUCCUCUCCACCAACUUCAUGGGUAAGGCCGAUCCUGGCGGAGGUGGCGGCGUCGGCGUCGGUGUCGGUUGCGGCGCUUACAACAGUACCAGUGCUUCUAACAAUUUGACUAGUAGUAGUUACAAUAGCAGUAGGAAACCGAACAAUUGUGUUAAUGGAUGCAAUGACAGUAGUGUUGGUGGUGGUGGUAGCAAAGGUGAUAAGUCCAACUCGAGCACGAUUGGAGACAAGAAUAAUUUCAAUGAUAGAAGACUGCCACAGGCGAUGUGGGCAUAACGAUUACUUAAGUACAGACUAGUUAAUUACUUUUACCGUUGAACUACUGGAAGCCAGGCCUCUGGCAGGAGGUUAUCAGCUACUCUUACACAACAUAGCAAACACAAACACACACACACUCAUAGAACAAUGUUAGGUGAAGUAAGUUGCACUAAAGUAGAGUAGGUGGUAGAGUAGGCGGGGCUCUCUUGUUUGAAAGGAUUUUGCUUGAUUUAUUUACGCCGUUAUUGGUUUAAAUGUUAUCAAAGCUUUCACUUUCGUGCGAUGUUGUUGUGUUUCUACAGAAUUGUUUGUCAAUAGAAAUAAUUGGUUCAAUACUGCACUCAAAUGUCUGUCACACGAACCACGGUUGGGUUCAUGGGUGCAACGUUAGCGCCUGUUAAGUCUACGCAGUGCCUUUAUGAAAAAAAAGCGAUAGAGAGGAAGAAAAACCGAAAAAAAUACGACACAUAGAAAGAGAAGCAGUGAACACAACUCCGUAGUAAAUCAGAAAAGAAUACAAAAGCCAAGAUUUCAGCCUACACAUUCCCACAUGAGAAAGAUUAACAGUUACGCCAAAGCGGCUCAGCAGAGCAGUGAAAUAUGACAUUCUGUAGCACUCACACAAAUCAAGCACAUUAGAAGCGAACAGUGGGUUUAGAAGAAACUGAAAAACAAAAAUCGAUCCCAGCUCUCAGGCGAACCCAUAGGGCAAUCGUUCCCAGCGGAGAAAAUCCGAAAAUUCUAGUCACAAAAGAAGCAGAGACGUGGAGGAACUAAUUCUAAUCUCUUCAAAAUCAAUCUUCCAUUACGUUUGAUGAUUGAAAGCAGUUUCUUUCAACCUACCUUCCCUUUUGUCCGGAAUCAACUCGCCAGGAGAGUUGAAAUCCCUUCAACAGAAUACCAGCAAAGGUAAUCUGAUUUUUCACGCUUAAGUUCGAACCAUUUUAAUCGCUGAAAAUAAAGCGGAAUAAUAGCAUUCUACUAGACAGCAACAGAGUAAACCGUAAAAUGUAGACCACCCUAUCACUAGAUUGAUUCACACCAACGAAAACCCACUCGUGAGUGGCGCACUGCGUAACUCGCAAAACAAUACCAAACAGACUUAACCGCUCACAAAUGAAGAUUUCUUUCCAUUCUACAACGUGGAAGAUCGCAACCCAAACCAGCGGAUGUUACAGAAAAAAAAUGGAGCAAUCAGCAGUGGACGGCGAGCGCAAUUUGCCUCGUUUCCUGACCCGAACUGUGGGUGGAGGAUUUGGUUGCGUUGUUCCCCGUUGAUCCGCAAAACAAGUUACCUUUAAUCGCGCUAUAAGAAUCAUCACCGAUUUCACCGACCGAACAAAGCUAAGGUUGAGUUGGACUAAAACCGAAAUGAAUGAAAAGCAAGAAGUGCAAGAGAGCUCAAAAGAUUCGCCAGCUAAACCAUGUAGAUGCAAUCGAAAACAGAAUGGUAAAUUAGUGCAGCCACACCGGAACUGAAUUGAUUUACAUUUAUAGUGUCUUUCGUUCUCACUUCCAUGAAACCAAGUUCGUUUAUAAACUGCUCUGCUCGAAGUUUCAAGUCAUGAAACGCUUUAGCCGAAACAAAUUAGUCAGUUAGAGUCAGAGCAGUUUUAAUUUGAUCAGAUCUACAGGAAAACAGUACUACUCGUAAGCCUGUGCUAUCCAUGCAGCAGCGGUAAAUUGAACACACAAGUUCCUCCAUAUUGGUGGAAGGUUAGGUUUCCUAUUGAAAAACGAAAAAAGUUAAAAAACAACAAAAAAAGCAAGCAAACAAGAAAAACCAGUCGAUAAAAUAUACUAUUUUGUUGUGUUAUUUUCAUUACCUCAUUGAAAGUAUAGCCAUGUAAAGAGAAUCAAAUACGAUACGAAUUGAGAUUCUUGUAUGUAAAUAUAGAAACUUUUGAAUUUCUGAAAACCUAUGCUAGUGCGCUAUCAAAUUAUGUACAUAUAGAGAAGAAAUUUACGACUUAACAGCUAGCAGGUAGUAGCAUAGCGAAAGCAACUCACAAAUUUAAGAAACAGAGAAACUCACUACUCGAAAAAAUAAGCAAACAAAGCGGCAAAAAAAGAUACAAAUUCAAUCGAAUGAAACGAACAAAGUUACUCGCUCUUUAAAUUUAAUUUACCGUAAUGGAAAGAAGAAAAGAUUUACUGUAAUAUAGACGAGAGUAUUUGUUAAAUAGUCACUCACAUGCAUCACACGAACACACACACACACUAAGAAUAUUGUACAUAUAAACACUAGUUGGUUAGUCUGCUGAAAUGAAAAAAAGUUGAUCGUCGAAGAAUUGUAAUUAUCUUAGUUGUUAGGAUUCCCAGCAGACGAUGCCCGGCGGAACUCUUUCUCACACACCAACACUCUUCCACUCACACACACACACAAACAGAUACGACACGCGUAGACGCAAGGUGUGUUCGCGCAUAGCCGAAAUUACUAACAUUACCAGUAAACAAAAGUUUAAGCAACUGAGGAAAAAAGAAUUUUAAGGAAAGCGAUAAGAAAUAAAAACGCUAUUGAGAGAUAAAAAUCAACAAACAAAUUACGACAAAAUAAAAGCUAUAAUUUAUUUAUGAAAAUUAAAAACAAA